This is a messenger RNA of Peniophora sp. CBMAI 1063, 1825 nucleotides long. The record is from the annotation of a GenBank genome assembly. Lineage: Eukaryota; Fungi; Basidiomycota; Agaricomycetes; Russulales; Peniophoraceae.
AUGUCUACGUCUACUUCUUCUCCCCCACCGACGGCCGGUGACACGGCACCCGCGUCCGUCUCCGGCGCCACUCCGCUUGAACCGACUCAAAAUCCGAACGCGCACCACAGCACGCACCCGGCCUCGGCAGCCACAUCCACCUCAUCGGCCAGCCCCGCGCCGUCCUCGUCGCUCGCGACGACGCCCGCGCCCGACACGGCGCACGCUACAAUGCCAUCCGCGCCGCUCGCGCCGUACGCGCCGGUCCAGCCGCCGAGCAUCUGCGGGGUGUGUCAUCAGGAGGUCAACCAGCCGGGGUACAGGACGUGCGUGCGGUGCCGCAUGAAGCGCAACGCGGCGCGCAAGAGACGUAUCGAGCAGCGCAAGCUCGAGUCCAACGCGAAUGCGAAUGGGAACGCGAAUGGAAAUGGGGAUGUGCCGGGGACGGGAGCCAGUACGCCGUUGAAGGGGUUGAGGCUGGAAGAGGAGGGCACGACGACGGACGGGAGCGUGGCGAGCGAGGGGGACGUUGCGAUGGAGCAGGAGCAGGAGGAGGGGAGCGAGGCUAUGGAGCCGGACCCGGAGCCGGAGGAAGAGGAGGAGGAAGACGUCGAGACGUCGGCUUGGGACAGGAAACGCGCGACGCUGCUUGCGGCGAGUGCUGAGCUCGGCACGGCCGUGGCCACGCACCAGGCUGUGGCUGCCACCGACGCGGAGAUCGGCGCCGGGGCCGCUGCGGCUGCCACCGAAGCCGAAGCCGAGGCCGAACAGGAACAGGACGAGCUGGACGAGCUGGACGACGACGACGUGGAGAUGAAAGACGACCGCGCGCUGUCGCCGCCUACACCUCUGCCGGAGGCCCCUGCUCCGCCCCCUGCCCCUGCCCCGCGUCCCCCGCUCGACGUCGCCCGUCUCGACGCAGAAUUCGAAGCACGACAGCGCGCGCUCCUCCAAGCCCGCACCUCAUCCGCCUCCGUCCCCCCACCAACAUACAUCCCGCCCCCAGCCGCAUCGGCCUCCGCACCGGCACCCGUGCCCGCGGUCCCGCAGCGCUUCGACGGCCCGCCCUGCACGGUGUGCAAAGGGCCGCGCGACAACGCAAAGUACAAAACGUGCGCGACGUGCCGCGCGCGCUCGCGCGAGUCCUGGCGCCGCCAGAGCGCAAAACGCAAGGCGCUCGCGGCGACGGGCGGCCAGCCGACGCCCGCGAGCAGCGCGCGUCCGACGCCCACCACGAGCCGCGCGAACUCGCCUGUCUCUACCUCUGCUCUCGCUUCUUCUGCUCCUCCUAUGGCCGUACCGAACGCGCCGAUGAUGGCGCCGAACUUAAAUGCGGGGCCGAUGAUGGCGCCGAUACCGGUGUACGACCCGCCGCCGCCUGACCCGGGCGCGCCCAUACCGGGAGGGACCAUUAUCAGCGGCAUGGGCCACCCCGCGCUCCCCGGGCCACCGUCGAUCCCGAUGCUCGCGCCCAUACCCAUCUCGAGCGCGCCGACGCCCCCCGUCGACCCCGAGAAACAGCGCCGGCUGUGCUCGUCGUGCCGCAGCGCGCUGGCACCCCCUCGGUAUCGGACGUGCGAGCACUGUCGCUGGAUCGCGCGGCGCGACGCGGCGGCGCAGAGCGGGCAGCCGUUCACGGAGAGCGAGCCGCCGACGAGCAGGCUGGGCGCGCGGAGAGGAAGGAAGAGGCUGAAUCCGGCUGAGCCGAGGGUCGAGCGGCCGGGCAAGAAGAGGAGGGUGCUGUUUGAGGUUGAUGAGGACGAGUAUACGUUUGAGGGGGAGGCGCUGGAUGUUGUGCGGGGUGUGGUUUUGGGUUCGCAGGGGGGAGGAGGGGAGGGGCCGGGGG